UUAAUUUUCUGAAACCCCCUUUAGGACUGCUUGAAUAUUAUUCUUUCUUGGAUUUUCUCCGCAAUGGGCUCUGUUAGACGGAGAGAGAUGCUUUGUAUUCGAUGUCUCGCGCUGUUGUCUUUACUGGAAUGGUGCGCGUCGCACGUAUCUUAUUCCGUUUCAGAGGAGGUCGACAAAGGGACUUUAGUUGGAAAUAUCGCCAAGGACUUAAACAUAAAUGCGCAUGAACUUGAGGCGAGAGGACUGCGCAUUGUAUCAGGACACACCAAAAGGUAUUUUAAUGUAAAUUUCAAAACGGGAGCGCUCUUUGUUAAUGAAAGGAUAGACCGAGAGGAACUGUGUGGAAAUACGGCCAAGUGCUCUAUAAAUACAGAAGCCAUAUUGGAUAAUCCUACGCAUCUCCAUAGAGUGGAAGUGAAUGUUUUAGAUAUAAAUGACAAUGCGCCGACUUUCCUGGAAAAGUCUUAUACUCUUAACAUUUCCGAAUUAGCAUUUACCGGAGAAAAAUUUCCGUUACCCGUAGCUCAGGAUGCAGAUUCGGCCGUUAAUUCGGUAAAGAGCUACAAAUUGAGCCCAAAUGAACAAUUCUCUCUAGAUGUACAGAGCGGAGGAGAGCAGGGUACCAUAUCUGCGGAGUUAGUGCUACAGAAGACUUUAGACCGAGAGAAACUGCCCGAGAUCCAGCUCACACUGACCGCAGUAGACGGAGGAAAACCUGCGCGAUCCGGCAUACUACAUGUAGUGGUAAAUGUUGAGGACGUUAAUGACAACAUACCGGCGUUUAGCGAAGCGCUUUACAAGGUGCGCGUCAGUGAAAACAGUCCUUUGGGAACUACUGUAAUUAAACUGGUCGCUACAGAUUUAGAUGAGGGGGUUAAUGGAGAGCUUGUAUAUACUUUGACAGCGGGCGGGGCGUCAAAGAUCACGGAUCUAUUUGCCAUAGACCCAAUUAUUGGAGAAAUCACUAUUAAAGGUAAUUUGGAUCAUGAGGAAAAUGCCGCAUACGAAAUCCGCGCGCAGGCUAGAGACAAAGGCACACCCUCCCGUAGAGCACACUGUAAAGUGCUUGUUGAGGUUAUCGAUGUUAAUGAUAACGCACCCGAAAUCUCGGUGUCGUCUGUGACGAGUCCGCUAAAAGAGGACUCGGCUGUGGGAACAGUAGUGGCGUUGGUUACAGUGACGGAUAAAGACAGCGGGGAAAAUGGGAACGCUAAGGCGUAUCUUUCAGAUUCUAUGCCCUUUAAACUGAAACCGUCAUAUAAAAAUUACUAUUCCCUAGUUGUUGCUGGUCUUUUAGACAGAGAACGCAGGUCUCAUUAUAAUAUUACUGUUACAGCUACAGAUGAAGGAAACCCGCCUCUCUCUAGCACCACUACAAUUAUUGUACAAGUUUCUGACAUUAAUGACAAUGCCCCGCGCUUUUCAGAACGCGCCAUGAAUGUUUAUGUGAAAGAGAACAGUCAGAUUGGAGCUGUUAUUUAUACAGUGUUUGCGUUUGAUCCUGACGUAGAUGAAAAUUCAAGGAUAUCUUAUUCAUUAUUACAAAGCUCUAGCCCAGUAAAAUCCAUGGUUAAUAUAAACUCUGACAGUGGAGAUAUACACAGUUUACAGUCUUUUAAUUAUGAAGAAAUCAAAACGUUUCAGUUUAAAGUUCAGGCCACAGACUCUGGAGUUCCUCCUCUGAGCAGUAACGUGACUGUUAAUGUUUUUGUCCUGGACGAAAAUGACAACAGUCCAGUGGUUCUCGCGCCGUAUUCUGAACAUGGCUCCGUUAACACCGAGAACAUUCCUUUCUCUGCUGACCCGGGCUACUUUGUGGCCAAGAUCAGAGCUGUAGACGCCGAUUCUGGAUAUAAUGCGCUUCUUUCUUAUCACAUGUCUGAACCUAAAGGAAACAACUUAUUCCGCAUCGGAACCAGCAGUGGGGAGAUCAGGACUAAGAGGAGGAUGAGUGACAAUGACCUGAAAACACACCCCCUGGUCAUUAUGGUUUCUGAUAACGGAGAGCCCUCACUGUCAGCGACUGUGUCUAUUGAUGUCGUGGUUGCUGAAAGCGGGAGUGACAUCCAAACAAAAUUAAGACACGUUCCGAUGAAGGAGGAGAGUUUCUCGGAUUUAAAUCUGUAUUUGCUGAUUGCCAUUGUGUCGGUGUCAGUGAUCUUUUUACUGAGCCUCAUCAGUUUGAUAGCUGUGAAAUGCUACAGGACAGACGGCAGUUUCAGCAGGUACAGCGCCCCAGUGAUCACGACCCACCCUGACGGGAGCUGGUCUUACUCCAAAUCUACUCAGCAGUAUGACGUGUGUUUUAGCUCCGACACACUGAAGAGUGACGUAGUGGUUUUCCCUGCUCCGUUUCCGCCUGCAGAUGCGGAACUGAUCAGUAUUAAUGGAGGGGACACUUUUAACAGAACACAAACACUCCCUAAUAAAGAGAAGAGCGAGAUGGGGUGGAUUUGUUUAGUCGCGCUGUUUUGUUCCUUGGGCUUGUGCGCGGCGCAGAUAUUGUAUUCUGUUUCGGAGGAAGUCGACAAGGGAACCUUUGUAGGAAAUGUCGCAAAGGACUUAAAUUUAAGCCCUCACGAAAUUGAGUCUAGAGGACUGCAAAUUGUAUCUGGAUACAACAAAAGGUAUUUUGACGUGAAUUCGAAAACGGGGGGCCUUUUUGUGAACGAGAGGUUAGACAGGGAAGAAAUCUGUGGUAAUUCAGCCAGAUGCUCAGUAAGCAUAGAAGCCAUAUUGAAUCGUCCUAUACAUCUCCAUAGAAUAGAAGUGAAUAUUUUAGACAUAAAUGACAAUGCACCGUUUUUUCACGAAAUGUCAUAUAGUCUUAAUAUCACCGAAUCUGCGUAUACUGGAGAAAGAUUUCCGUUACCAGUAGCGAACGAUGCGGAUUCAGGGAGUAACUCGGUAAAGAGCUACAAGCUGAGUCAGAAUGAACACUUUUCCCUGGAUGUGCAGAGCGGAGGAGAACAAAGUGUGUCCGCUGAGUUGGUCCUGCAGAAAUCUUUAGAUCGAGAGAAACAGUCUGUGAUUCGCCUCACACUGACCGCAAUAGAUGGGGGUAAACCUCCCAGAUCCAGUACGUUAAAGAUAUUUGUUAAUAUUAUCGAUGCAAAUGACAAUAUACCAUCAUUCAGCAAACCGCUUUUUAAAGUUCGCGUUGCUGAGAAUACUCCAGUGGGAACUACAAUAAUUACAUUAAAUGCAACCGAUUUGGAUGAAGGUAUUAACGGAGAGCUCGUGUAUUCGUUAACCGAUCGAGCGAGUAGCUCAAAACUUUCAAAGGUAUUCGCAAUAGAUUCAUCUACGGGUGGAAUCACUGUACAAAGCAACCUUGAUUUUGAAGAAAAUUCGGCAUAUGAAAUCCGCGCACAAGCAAGCGACAAAGGCACGCCUCUUCGUAGCUCGCACUGUAAAUUGCUCGUUGAAGUGAUUGACGUAAAUGACAAUUCCCCAGAGGUCCUAGUGACGUCACUGAUGAGUCCUGUAAAAGAGCAUUCUGUUUCAGGAACUGUGGUCGCCUUAAUUACAGUCACAGAUAAAGACAGCGGUAUGAAUGGAGACACUAAGCUAAAUAUUUCAGAUUCUGUGCCAUUCAAGCUAAAGUCGUCCUAUAGAAAUUAUUAUUCCCUAGUUGUUGAUGGUCUUUUAGACAGAGAACGCAGGUCUCAUUAUAAUAUUACUGUUACAGCUACAGAUGAAGGAAACCCGCCUCUCUCUAGCACCACUACAAUUAUUGUACAAGUUUCUGACAUUAAUGACAAUGCCCCGUGCUUUUCAGAACGCACCAUGAAUGUUUAUGUGAAAGAGAACAGUCAGAUUGGAGCUGUUAUUUAUACAGUGUCUGCGUUUGAUCCUGACGUAGAUGAAAAUUCAAGGAUAUCUUAUUCAUUAUUACAAAGCUCUAGCCCAGUAAAAUCCAUGGUUAAUAUAAACUCUGACAAUGGAGAUAUCCACAGUUUACAGUCUUUUAAUUAUGAAGAAAUCAAAACAUUUCAGUUUAAAGUUCAGGCCACAGACUCUGGAGUUCCUCCUCUGAGCAGUAAUGUGACUGUUAAUGUUUUUGUCCUGGAUGAAAAUGACAACAGUCCAGUGGUUCUCGCGCCGUAUUCUGAACACGGCUCCGUUAACACCGAGAACAUUCCUUUCUCUGCUGACCCGGGCUACUUUGUGGCCAAGAUCAGGGCUGUAGACGCCGAUUCUGGAUAUAAUGCGCUUCUUUCUUAUCACAUGUCUGAACCUAAAGGAAACAACUUAUUCCGCAUUGGAACCAGCAGUGGGGAGAUCAGGACUAAGAGGAGAAUGAGUGACAAUGACCUGAAAACACACCCCCUGGUCAUUAUGGUUUCUGAUAACGGAGAGCCCUCACUGUCAGCGACUGUGUCUAUUGAUGUCGUGGUUGCUGAAAGCGGGAAUGACAUUCAACCAAAAUUAAGACACGUGCCGAUGAAGGAGGAGAGUUUCUCGGAUUUAAAUCUGUAUUUGCUGAUCGCCAUUGUGUCGGUGUCAGUGAUCUUUUUACUGAGCCUCAUCAGUUUAAUAGCUGUGAAAUGCUACAGGACAGACGGCAGUUUCAGCAGGUACAGCGCCCCAGUGAUCACCACCCACCCUGACGGGAGCUGGUCUUACUCCAAAUCUACUCAGCAGUAUGACGUGUGUUUUAGCUCCGACACACUGAAGAGUGACGUAGUGGUUUUCCCUGCUCCGUUUCCGCCUGCAGAUGCGGAACUGAUCAGUAUUAAUGGAGGGGACACUUUUAACAGAACACAAACACUCCCUAAUAAAGAGAAGGUAAGGGUUCUGCUGUAUAUUUUUAUUUAG
Molecule: messenger RNA, 4821 nt
Organism: Electrophorus electricus (electric eel)
Lineage: Eukaryota; Metazoa; Chordata; Actinopteri; Gymnotiformes; Gymnotidae
Source: RefSeq, a predicted model, not a curated record